AUGAAGAGAAGUCCUGAAGGCAGGGCAGUACUGUCAGAGCACCCUCGCGUCAUCUCCGCUAAUGUGGGGCAUGCAUGGGAUCUACCACCUAAUACUUUUGGUGCUGCUUAUGCAAAAUUUAUGGGAUCGAGGAAGUUCUCCCCCGAUGAUCGACCACCAAUCCGCUUCAUGGAGACAGAAGAAGUAGCAUAUGUUGCUAUGCGUGCACGGGAGGUUCAUGACUUCUGGCACACCCUAUUCGGACUUCCUACCAACUUGAUAGGUGAAUCUGCACUAAAGGUUAUAGAAUUUGAACAAAUGCUACUUCCUAUGUGUGCCUUGUCUGUCAUAGGGGGUACUGCAAGGUUCACUGAGAAGCAAAGGAGAUUGUUCUAUAAGCAUUACUUCACAUGGGCCAUCCAGGCAGGUAUGCAAUGUUCUGACUUAAUGUGUAUUUAUUAUGAGCGUCACUUUGAUGAGGACUUGGAAGAUGUUCGGCGAAAAUGGGGAAUUAUUCCUGCUCCUCGUCCUACACCGAAUGCAGCCUGUAUCAGAUGA
Fraxinus pennsylvanica is the source of this 537-nucleotide messenger RNA. The record is from the annotation of a GenBank genome assembly. Lineage: Eukaryota; Viridiplantae; Streptophyta; Magnoliopsida; Lamiales; Oleaceae.